GACUCGUAUGGGAGGCUCAGGCUCCAACUCAACACAGGACUUCGAGGAGGCCCUCAAGGAGGCUGAAGGAGAGAAGGCUGCCCUGGAUGCCGCUAAUGGCGGAACAGUGCCAGCAUCCACCACUCCAGGCACUGAUGUCAGCCAGCCUGCUGCAUCAUAAACCACUUCCCGCUACCAUCACCACCACUAACACCUGCACUUUGCCACCCACUGCACCCCAUCACCACAGAAAAAUAGAUAACGAGUUUUAUGGAUAUAUGAGCCCUAUAGACUACUAUCAGAUAUCAGUAUUCUAUGAUUUGUAGCUUUACUUUUGAAACUCAUUAGUGGGAUGCAUAAUUUCUUUAGGUUCAAGAUGCCAUGAAAAUGUAGAUUACUUUAGGUUACAAUCUUUGGCUAUUACUGUUACUACUAUGACAAUUUCUAGGUCAUAAUGAUCUGUAGGUGAAGUUUAGGUCCCCAAUCAGAGCUUUCAGAGUUAAGGGCAUGAUUAAUUUCAGUAUGAUUUCUCUGUCUAGGGCAUGAUUUUCUUCUUAGGGUAUGUAUUACAUGCCCAUUAUUACUUGUGGAAAUAAUGCCACCUUUGGCUGUUUCAGAGAUCAGAUGCAAUAUUUGAACAAUAACAGUUUCACAGAUGUAGGUUUCAUAGCUAAACUUUUUUUUCCAAACAUAUGUUAAAAUGCUUCCAUUACUGCAUCUGUUUUAUAAGGAUAGGGGCCAUAAUAAAAGAUAGCCAGAAGUGGAGAGUUGUCUCAGAAAAGGGUGAGUACUGUCAGCUUGUAGUAAGAACAAUGCAGUGAUAAAGGCAGAAAUGUGUAAUUUAUUUAAAGAUGCCUGAAAGCGGAACAGACUGGUAUUCACAGCUUUAAGAGAACUCCCACAGAUGUCAGAGGUUAUCCACAUUAUGGUGCAUUAACCAAGUGACCAAAGGUGUAGGGUGGCUUAGGUACUAAUUAUUCAUAGGCUGCCUUGUUAAAAUAUAUCACUAAAAUUGUGGAAUAUAGGGAAAAUCAUAUUAAGUUAUUCACAGUUGAUGUUAAUAAGUUUCCUACUCCUUAUGCAGUUGAGUUAACAUUAGAAUACUGUCUGUUGUUACAUGAAUUAUAUGGAUAUUGAUACAAGUGUGGAUGUUACAGGAGAUGUAAGGUUGAAUUUCAUGUUCCAUGUAAUCUCUCUUUGAUUAUUUGAUGGUGUGAAUAAUUUAGUAUAAUGUCUCCAUAGUAUAAGUGUUUGAAUUUUAUAGUGGGAUAGCAUUAUAUUAUAUUCUUUUUGUAUUAUUGUGUGUUUUAACCAUUAUUUGUAUUUAAGUUUUAUAAUCUCAUGAUCUGAAUGUGAUUAGGUGACUGCACUAGAUUUAACAAACAAAUCAGUCAGGAGAUUGAGUGAUCACUCCUUUCAUGGCUUUAGUAAACCUAAUAAAAAUUUCUCAUAUAAUAA
Molecule: messenger RNA, 1437 nt
Organism: Penaeus monodon (black tiger shrimp)
Lineage: Eukaryota; Metazoa; Arthropoda; Malacostraca; Decapoda; Penaeidae
Cellular component (GO): cytoplasm
Source: RefSeq, a predicted model, not a curated record